AUGAUAGAAUUAGAACUAAAAUGUGCAAAUAAACACUAGAAGCCUAUUCUAAGUGUAGUUUUUGAUAACAAGCAUGUAAAUAAUCAAAAACUCCUAUGUCAUGAAUGCAUGGAAACUUUUACCGAAGAUGCUCGAAUUAUGGGAUUUAAGGUAGUGAACUAAAUGAUUGCAGAAAGUCAGAAAUAAAAAAGAGAUUUUGUUGAAAUUUUGAUUGAAAACAAUUAAAAGAUAUUAAAAUCUAUUCAAUUAAGCUUAGUAGAAUUAAAAUCAUCAAUAAUUUAAAAAUUAGAUUCACUAGAUGCAAUCACAAAUUCAUGGAUCCAAAAUUUGAAUAAUAUUAAAUCAGAUAAAGCUGCAUAUAGCUUCUUUGAAGAAUUAGAUAAGAUAAUAAGUUAUGGAAAGGAAAAAGUAAGUUAGAUUAAUAAAUAAACAAUAUUUAAUGAAAUUAAAGAAACAAAUAGUUUAUGGAAUGAAAAGUUUAAAAAUAAAUUAAAAAAAUUUACUAUGUUUAAAGAUUAUUUGAAAUGUUAAGUAAUUUUAUAAGAUCUUACCUUACAAGAAUAAGUUAAUCUUCCUUCUAAUCAAGAAUAAUUUUUGAAAAUAGUAGACACUUAAUUCAAAGCUAUUAAAGGCAUCUUCAAUCAAUACAUAUUAUAUACUAAAAAUGAAGAACAAUAUAUUAACUAUUUUAGAAAUGAAAUAAUAAAAUAAAAUCCUUUUGAAACAUAAAAUAAUGAAUGCUAAAAUAUUUUUCAACUUUUUAAAAGGGAACUUAUUGAAAAUAAACAAUUCAUAUUCAUAAAUAAGGUCGAAUAAAAUUUACCCUAUCUUGACAUCUUUCAUUAAACAAUUUCAAAGAAAAUAGAAAACUCUAAAAAUUCAUUAUUAGAUAUGAGAUAAUUUUACUCUUAAUCUAUAUAUUAUGAUGUCGUAUCAAAGGCUAAUAUCUAAGACUAUUUAAAUAAUUUUCCUAUUAAAAGUUUUGUUUAAAGUGGUACCUUUCUUAGGAAUUUGUAAACUCUACUUGACUCUUUACACAUUAAAUAUGAAAAAACGUUUGUAUUUGAGGGUGAUAUUAAUUAUGUUAUAAACUUUGAUUCCUUUUAGAAAUAAUAAAAAUCAAUCAAAUUUGACAAUUUUGUACAAAUUGAUUUGUCUGGUACAAAAAUUAGCGAAAAUUUUAAAUAUAUUUAUAAAGAUUUGGAAGUUAUCUAAAAAUGUGAUCAAUCAUGGAAUAAUAAUUUAAAAUUUAAACAAGACCUUUUAUAAUAAUAUAUAAUAAUAAGUACAUAAAUUGAGAUUAAACCUGAUUAAAAUUAGGAUUAAAAAUCUUUAAACUACAUAAAAUCUCCUCCAAGUGACAUUCCUCAAUAUAUUCGUACUAAUUUUCUACAAUAAUUUAAUACAAUAAUGAUUGAGUAAAAUUAUUGGAAUAAACUUUACGAAGAACUUUACAAUUUAAUAAAACAAGUAAUUGACCUCUCAAAAUAGAAAAUAGAAUAUUAAAGUACUACAUCUAAUUAAUAAGUUAUCAACGAUAAUAAAGAUCAUGAGAAUAUUUCAUUUUAUAAUCCUUAGAUAAUUCAAAGUAUAAUUUAGAAGGUUUAAACUAACAUUAAGGUUAAAUAUAAUAAUUAAUUUGCUUAAUUUGGUGUUAUGUUAACUGAUAUUGGAGAGAAGUGUAUCUUUUAUUAUUCUAUGUUAAUUACAUGGAGAUUUCUUAGUAGAAAAGUAGAAUCAAAAAAAGAAAUAACUAAAUUAUUAUAUCAAUUAUUAGUUUGA
Paramecium octaurelia is the source of this 1782-nucleotide messenger RNA. The record is from the annotation of a GenBank genome assembly. Lineage: Eukaryota; Ciliophora; Oligohymenophorea; Peniculida; Parameciidae.